This is a messenger RNA of Mytilus californianus (California mussel), 5445 nucleotides long. RefSeq lists its product as uncharacterized. Gene Ontology annotation, biological process: anatomical structure development. Gene Ontology annotation, cellular component: extracellular region; cell surface. Bases 234 to 1796 code for a protein of 520 amino acids. Gene Ontology annotation, molecular function: signaling receptor binding. The record is from RefSeq and is a predicted model, not a curated record. The transcript has 11 exons. Lineage: Eukaryota; Metazoa; Mollusca; Bivalvia; Mytilida; Mytilidae.
UCAACACUUUAAGUGUGGAAUAUUAACUACUAAGGAGUACUUAUUAUUUUAUUACAUGACAGAGCUGAAAAUAGUUUCACAUCUUCAGAACAGAUCAUAGCAUUUUGAUGUGCAUGGAUAUAUACAGGCUUAAUAGAUUAAACUGAAAUAAUUAGUGAUAACUUUUAAUUUAGGAAUUACUAUUACUCAAGCUAUCAGUUGGACUUAAUGUUAAUUUAUCAAAAUAGAUUAAAAUGUAUACUGACCUGUGGAUUAUAAUCUCUAUCAUCUGUGUUAUACUUAGUGCUAAUGUCUACUCAUACAACCACAUAGCUGUCCAAGGUUCCGGAUGUGCUGAUGGAUCAAGAAUAGGACUAUAUGGACAUGACAAUAUUGUUACGUGUCAAGGACAAUGGAAAGGACAUAUAAACAACAGUAGUCAUUUAUGUGCUGCUGGAUGGAAAGUGUGUUCGUAUGAAGACGUGGAUUUACUUGGAACUAUUUCCUGGGAGGAAGCUAUAUCUGUGGAGGGAUGUUAUAGUAUGAAUGCUGCACAAGAUGGUGGGAAAUGUCAGAAAUGUGCUGAAGAUUAUGGUCAGGAUGAUAUGGCUGGUAUUGGUAGAGGAUGUCCACAUCAGAACUUUGGUCAAACAUCCUGUAUUCGUGGAGGACGAAUAGAUUCUAGUUGUUGUGUAGACUCACAUUUCCAGCAAGCUUGUCAUUAUAAACCUAACAUACAUGGUGUUGUAUGCUGUAAACUCCCAAGCAGAAAGCCCAAAAUAGUUGUUAAACCAAAAGCUAAAAUAGAAGUAAAUACUGGUUUAAUUUUCCUGUUAACCUGCCAAGCUACUGGCACACCUGCUCCUAGAGUUCAGUGGUAUAAGGAUGGUACUCAGAUUCCUGACACAAACAACAGAAUACAAACAUUACCUUCAGGUGACUUAUUAGUAACAUUAGCCAAGAAAUCUGAUACCGGUUUAUAUAGUUGUGAAGUCAUCAAUACAGAAGGAUUAGAUAUGGCUAGCUCUCAAGUCAUAGUUAGAGAAUACAGUUCAGGAUGUAAAGACGGGACAACAGAAGGAUUAGAUUUACAUAGAGAUGUACAUGCUUGUUCUGGGAAGUGGGAAGGACAUGUAAGAAAGGGGAAAUCACUCUGUAAGAAAGGUUGGAGAGUAUGUAACCCUACAGACAGAGAGGUUUUACACGAGUUAACAUGGCUAGAUAUGUUAGAUUUACAGGGAUGUUAUGCCUAUAAUGCUGCAAUGAGGAAAGGACAAUGUAAAAAAUGUAGGGAAAGAAAUAUGGCAGGUUUUGGUAGAAAUUGUGGUAAAUUAAGAUACCAACGUAAAAGACAAUCAUGUUUAGCUACAGGAAGAGUUGAUGUUUUUAAAAAGUCAGAAUCUUCAUCAGGUUGCUUCUAUAAAGAAGGUGUUACUUCUGGUGUACUGUGCUGUAAAAGGAAAACUAGAAAAUCUAAGAAGAAGCCAUCUGCUGUAUGCUUGUCUAAAUGUUUGAAUGGUGGUAAAUGUAUGGGACAUAACUAUUGUCAAUGUCCUAGUGGCUACAAAGGAGCAGUUUGUCAAAUACCUAUAUGCAAAUAUGGUUGUGGAGAUUUCGGCGAAUGCAUAAAGCCAGGAGUAUGUCAAUGUAAAGAUGGUUUUACUGGUAAAAACUGUCAUAGAAAAGUUUGUAAACAAACAUGUCUUAAUGGAGGCAGAUGUGUGAAGCAUAAAUGUCGAUGUUCUUCAGGGUUUGAUGGACGACAUUGUCAAAGAAAAUCAAUAGUUUUAACAAAAUUGAAUAGAACAGAGCGAUGACAACUUCCAACUGAAACACAAACUCCAAACACUGCCAAGUUGUGAUGAUAUUCUGUGAUUGUAAAAACAGUGAAUGAAUUUUGCAUAAUAAACUUGUUUUGGUGCCAUGACCCAAGGAUGCCAUUCAGUUCUACAGAAAAUGACUGAACAAAACUACCGGUACAGCUGUAUAGAAACUAAGAUAGAGGAGAUUUAGAUUCGAAAUUGAAACAAUAUUUUGUUAGUGACAUUACAAAAACUCAGUAUACCAAAAAUAAAGCCGCUCCAUAUAUUGUCAAUAAUCAAAAACUUGCCAUUUCCAUACUACAAUGUAGUGAUUUAUAAUGAACUACUAUGAGUGAAAGUAUGUUACUUCAAGGAUGGCAUGUAGUGGCUAUUGAAUUCCAUCAUUAAUAUUGCUUUUGGUAACAUGUUUUGUAUUUUUGCUAUUUAUCACAAAACCUACAAAAUUGGUAAAAACAAAUAUUAGUAUCACUUUGUAUACAUAAUUCUAAUAUUUUCUUAUAACUCUUUUGAUUGAAAUAAUAUUAUGAUGUCCUGAAAAUUGUUGCAUAGCUUUCCGUAUUGUUUGUUUUGUUGGUAAAUGUUAUUUAUAUAGUAGCUGGUUGUGAAAUCCAAUGUUAGCCUUUUUUUAAAAGUUGUAUUUAGUAGUACCAUUUCUGUUUUAAAGAAUGGUUCAGAAUACAUCCAAGUAACCAAUAUGACUUAGGCAUAAUAAGCAGAAUUAUUUUCCAAGAGUAGAGAGAGAAAAAGCUUGUAUAUUUCUCCAAAACUUAAUAAAAACUCUAUUGUGUCUAACUAAAAUAUACAAAUAAAUAGUUAUAUGAUAUCAUGGUAGAAACUGUGCAAUCAGAACAAGAGUAGAAAUGUAUUUGUCAGUAAUAAGCAUAGUAAUCACCUCUUUACUGAAAACUGGUGAUACAGGGUUUCAUUUUCCCCCUAUAACUGUAUGAUUCAUCCCCUAAUAAUAAGUGAAGAAAUUGUAACAUUGUAGUUUUUAUCAGUUCUAUAUUUGGUCUACUAGGAAGCACUGCACUUGAAAGUUAAGGAAAUAAAAUUUGUUGUGUUGUUAUAGAAUUUGUUAUAGAUGUUGUUUAUAUUAUUUUUUCAUCACAUUGUUGUCAUUCAUUUGUAAAUAAACAUUUUUUGUAUUUUAUUUGUUAUGUAAGUACAUUUGUAAAUUUGUAAAUUUGUAAAUACACCUAUUUAAACACCACAUGUACAAAUGUAUGUAAUUUUAGAAUCUGCAUUUUGUAAAAUAUUCUGAGUGUUCAUUUAGUUUUACUAAAAUAUUAUUUGUGCCAAAUUGUUUUUCCAAAAAUGCUAUCAAAUAAACUUUCACAAAAAUAUAAAGCCCUUUUUAUUGAAAAUAAUUGUUUGCUUCAAAUUCUUUAAUCUGAAACAUGGUAAUAUUUUUUCUUAGGUUCCAUAAGAAAACCUCAAAUGCACAAAUAGUGUAAAUAAAUCCUCAUUAUAAUUUUUUUUAUGGCAUCACACUGAAAAUUGUUAGAAGUUUUGUUUUUUUGGCAUUUAGAAGCAGAAAAAAUCUGGACUUUUUCAAAGCUUGCAUAAUAAACCUGAUUAAUGCAUUAAAGUGCUCACAUACAUUUUUAUUAGACCUUAGGAUUGUAAUGCUCAAGUGGAACUACCUCAAUAGUUUUUAAGGUUGUUAUGUUACAUGAUAGAAUUUUUAGACUUUCAGGAUUGUGGAUUGUAACUUGUAAAAUCUGCAAAAUCUGCAAAAUGAUUUUUUCAGUUUAGCCUUACUGUUGAAGUUUUGUCCAUAUUUUAAGCAAUAUACAGAAUGUUUACAGCCUCUUGAUAAAAAAUCUUCCUGUUUCACGAUAUAUUGACCUGACUUUAAGUUGAAAGGUCAUAUAAAAGGUUAGAUAUCAUGAUUUUUAACUGAAUAGUGUAAUUGUAUGGUAAAUUGCAAAUAAUUGGUCUAGAUAUUUAAUGAAGUUAGCAAAUUUAAUGUAGAAAUGGAAUUUCUCUUUAGGGACUUUUUAUUGAAUUAACAAAUUUUUAUGAUUUUAUCUUAUGGUAACAUAUUUUUUUUAAAUGUUUUCAUUGAUUCAAAAUUUUAAAACAUCUUUAUACCAUCUAACUUGAUAUUCAAAUAAGAAAUUUUUAUUAUAAUAUGAUUCCAAUUUGAUUUUAAACAUGAUUUUCAUAGCUCUUGUCAUUUCAAAUGUGUACAUGUUUUCUAUUUAAUAGAUUGCUGUUUGUAGUAAAGUACUAGUGGAGAAAAAAAUCAUGGACACAUAACAAAUUGAAUUUGAAACCCCAAUACUUGUGGUAGCAAAGGUUUAGAUACUUUUAAGUUUACUCAAACACAAUACAUAUGUCUGCUCAAAUGCAUCACAAAAAAAUAUAUAAUUAUGGUAAAGCACCUGCAUUUUAACAUACAUGUUAACCAGGAAUUGGCACUCUGAAAAUAGGUUACUCGUAUGUUAUUGAAGUUCAAAACAUGCAUCCAUAGUAAAGGAGAAGGUCCGGCAAGGGCUUAUUUUGGCCUAAAAUUUGAAGUACAUCUGAUGAAAGGUUUUUGACAUUUUAUAAACACUUAAGGUUCUACUUCAGUCGAUUCAGUUAGGUUUUGUAAAAUAUUUGAACUGAUUUGGUCUUUGAAGACGUUCAAAUUCAAGCUUAGAUAUGACAAAUCUAUCAAAUAUGCAACAAAACGUCACUUUUCAGAUGGUUUUUGUCUAAAAUGGAAGUGGCUGCAAUCGUAUUCAGUCUCAAUCUUUAUAUAUGUUAUGUAUUAUUAUCAAAUUCAACAUAUAUUUAAAUAUUAAGACUGAACACAAGUGCGGUCACUUCCAUUUUACACAAAAACCGUCUAAAAAUUAGCACAAAUUUUGAAAUUGUGAAGAUUUUAGUAAUUUUGUAUGAAUUAGUGAUGCUAGUACCUGAUGCAUGUGCAUUGUAUUGUCAAAAAACAGCCCAUAUUUAUGUAACAAAAGUAUUCUACUUUCCACUAAAUAGCUAUAAGUUUUCAUUUUUAACAAAUUUUUAAAAUGAUAUAUUUUGGGCCAAAAAGGGAUCUUACCGGGCCUACUCCUUUAAAUUGAAAUUUGUGAGUGCCAUUCUUUAGUGAAUAAUAUUUAAAUGGAAGUGUCGUUGCUUAAUAUUAUCUGCAUCCAAAUUUUGGUUUUUGAUGUGUUAACUUAUCAGAAUUGAUGUUACAAUAAACAAAACCUUUGAAUUUUACUUAUAAAACCUUUACCACUUACUCAAGAGAAAGUAUGAAUCUUGUUUGAAUUUUGAUGUUGAGAGUUAUUACAAUCCCUCUGUUCCCAUAACACCAAUAUCAAAAUAGUUUUGUGACUCUUAUUUCAGGACUAACUGAUGAUGAAAAAUAUAUAAAAGGUUUUUGCUUAAUUGCUUCUCUAGAAAUAAGCAAUUAUAUGCACAAAUAUCAACACUGUUAUAAUUGUUACUAUAAAGCAUAUCAAUAUAAGUUCUAAAAUAACUGGUAAUUCAUUGAGAUCAUUGUCAAAUUAUUUGUUGUAAAAUAAAAUGUUAGUCCCAAUUAAUAAUGCAUUUGUUGUAUAGAUUUCUACAUGUGUUUAUAUAUGUUGACAAUUGUUAUAUAUUUUUAUGAGAAAAAAGCCAGUGGUUACAAUAAAACAUAAUGUUACUUUGA